CCCAAUUUGUGGUAAGUUGCGCGUCAACAUGUGCCGCGUCGCGUGAACUGUGACUUGUGUUCCUCCCACCAUCAUGUAUCACCUCUUAAAAGGCUUACACGAGUACUUGACGAGGAAAGAAGAAUUUUCAGUCAUCAUCAUUGGCCUUGAUGGAGCUGGCAAAACUACGCUUCUGGAGAAGAUAAAGACCCUAUAUAACGAGACUCCUGGGCUUGACCCGUCCAAGAUAGGCCCGACUGUGGGGCAAAACACGGGCAAAAUAUCCCUCCCAUCAAGUAUCCUGAAUUUCUUCGAUCUCGGAGGACAACGCGGCAUCCGGUCCAUCUGGCACAGAUACUACGACGACUGUCACGCCGUAGCGUAUGUUAUUGAUGCGCAAGACCGAGAGAGGCUUAGUGAGGGCUGGGAAGUCUUUGACACAGUCCUCUCCUCCCCCCAAACGCUCAACAUCCCCCUCCUCCUCCUCGCAAACAAACAAGAUUCCCCCUCAAGCCUCAGCGUGUCAGAGAUAAGGCAGGAUUAUGAAGGUUGGGAUCAGAGGAGGAGGGAGAGCGCGAGGAGGAGGUUUGGGGAGGAUGAGGAUGCGGAAAUGGAGAGGAAACGGGAGAGGAUCGCUAGUUUAGAUGUUUUGGGUGUUUCGGGACUCGAUGGGUGAGUGCGGUUUUGUUUUUGCGUGUGAUUUCGUUUUUUGGAAUGCGUUUUGCGUGUGUUCGGGCUGGCUGACGGGGCUGGGCUUUUAGGGCUGGCGUUCGUGAGGCUGUG
Suillus clintonianus is the source of this 762-nucleotide messenger RNA. RefSeq names its product P-loop containing nucleoside triphosphate hydrolase protein. The record is from RefSeq and is a predicted model, not a curated record. NCBI's taxonomy places the organism in Eukaryota, Fungi, Basidiomycota, Agaricomycetes, Boletales, Suillaceae. Gene Ontology annotation, cellular component: Golgi apparatus. Bases 74 to 655 code for a protein of 193 amino acids. Gene Ontology annotation, molecular function: GTP binding; GTPase activity. Gene Ontology annotation, biological process: protein localization to organelle; intracellular protein transport; Golgi to plasma membrane protein transport. The transcript has 5 exons.